Lycium barbarum (goji berry) is the source of this 1647-nucleotide messenger RNA. RefSeq lists its product as uncharacterized. The transcript has 4 exons. Gene Ontology annotation, molecular function: nucleic acid binding; zinc ion binding. The record is from RefSeq and is a predicted model, not a curated record. Bases 1 to 1647 code for a protein of 548 amino acids. Gene Ontology annotation, biological process: DNA integration. Lineage: Eukaryota; Viridiplantae; Streptophyta; Magnoliopsida; Solanales; Solanaceae.
AUGUGGGAUAAACUUGAGGUCGCUUAUGAAGGAACAUCAAAAGUAAGAGAUACAAAAAUUGAUGCUCUAAGACACGAUUAUGAAGCCUUUAUGAUGAAAGACGAUGAAAACAUCGAAUCAAUGUUCACAAGAUUCAGCAAGAUUAUUGGAGAACUCAAAUCGCUUGGAGUAACCUAUACCAACUCACAACAAGUUAGAAAGCUUGUUAGAAACGGAAAUCUGGAUAAGUUCACCUAUGAUGAAUUAAGAGGAAAUCUAAUAGCUUUUGAAAAGAAUCAUAUAGAAAGAUACCAGAAGGACGAAAAGAAGAAAGUGGUCGCUUUCAAGGCUCAAGUUGAAGAAUCUGAUGAUGAUUUUAAAGAAGAAGAAGUAGCUAUGAUUUCGAGGCAUGUGAUAGAAGCCAUGAGAAGAUCAAGAAAUAACAGAAAAGGAAGCUCAAACUUUAGAAAAGGCAAGACCCCCACUGGACAGCAAAAGAAUGACGAAAAAUGUUAUGAAUGUGGAAAAUAUGGCUAUAUUGCAUCUGAAUGUCCUGAGAUAAGAAAGAAACCAACCAGAGGUUAUCAAAAACAAAGAGCCUUCAGCAGUUGGAGUGAAGAUGAGAUCUCAGAUGAAGAAUCUGAAGAAGCUGAAAAUAUGUGUUUCAUGGCUCUCGAAGGAGGCAGUAAGAUUCUUCCUGGAAGCAGAAAUAAAAAUGAGUACUCUCUGGACUCUGUCAAAAAUCCUAAAGGUCAUAUAUGCCUGGCAUCAAUGGGAGAAGAUCCGUGGAUGUGGCACAAGAAGCUUGGGCAUGCUAGUAUGCGAUUAAUUGAAAAACUAACAAGACAUGAUCUUGUAAUAGGAUUUCCAAAACUCAACUACACAAAAGAUCACUUAUGCGAUUCGUGUCAAAACGGUAAACAAACUAGAAACUCCUUUAGUUCUAAAGAUAUUGUGUCUACAUCAAAGCCCUUGCAAUUACAUCAUAUGGAUCUAGUCGGUCCUACUAGAACUUCCAGCAUUGGAGGAAAAAGGUACGCAUUUGUUAUAAUAGAUGAUUUCUCUCGGUUUACUUGGGUAAUAUUUCUUGCUCAUAAAGAUGAUACUUUAAAGAAUUUUAAGUUUUUUUGUGAGAAAAUUCAGCGUGAGAAAGGAUAUUACAUCACUUCCAUUAGAAGUGAUCAUGGAGGAGAAUUUGAAAAUAAUGCUUUUGAAGAAUUCUGUAAUGAUCAAGGAUACACACACAAUUUCUCCUCACCUCGAUCUCCGCAACAAAAUAGUGUAGUUGAACGAAAGAACAGAACCCUUCAUGAUAUGGCAAGAACAAUGAUCAUAGAAACAAGCCUACCACAUCACUUUUGGGCAGAAGCGGAAAAUCUUGGUAAGUUUGAUCCUCGGAGUGAUGAAGGUAUAUUUCUUGGUUACUCUCCUACUAGUAGAUCUUAUAGAAUUUAUAACAAACGUACUUUAUCUAUUGAAGAGUCUAUUCAUGUUGUAUUUGAUGAUACUAAUCACCUGGCCGAGAAAAGGAAAAUUGCAGAUGAAGAAGACAGUCAAAUACUUACUGUAGUGGUUACAAAAUCCACUGAAGAAAAGACACCCUGUGAGUCGACUUUUGAUGAACCUCAGUCGACUGAUGUUACUAUUGGAACAGUUCCAAACGAAUAG